Kogia breviceps (pygmy sperm whale) is the source of this 1273-nucleotide messenger RNA. The record is from RefSeq and is a predicted model, not a curated record. NCBI's taxonomy places the organism in Eukaryota, Metazoa, Chordata, Mammalia, Artiodactyla, Physeteridae.
GCUGCAGCCGACCUGUCGCCGGGGAGCAGCCCUGAUGAUGCUUCCUGACCCCUGAGCGCGGCUGGCCGGGCUCCCGCGGUUCGCCUUCCGCCGCCGUCCAGCCUGUCCCAAGCUCCUGGCCUCUGAGCCAGGAGGGGCGGUGCCGGGUGCGGGAUGGGAAGGGGAAGCAGCCCAGGUUGUGAGAAACUUCAGAGGCCGAGGGGAUCGGGCAACGGAGUGCGAGGACCACACGCCCUAGCGAUGACCAGUUCCCCUGUCUCCAGAGUCGUCUACAACGGCAAGAGGAACAGUAGCCCCCGCUCUCCCCCUAACAGCAGCGAGAUCUUCACCCCGGCCCACGAGGAGAAUGUGCGCUUCAUUUACGAAGCCUUCAAGCCCAUCGACCUAAGCGACCUGAAACGCCGGAACACGCAGGACGCCAAGAAGUCCUAAGGCGCGCCGGUGCCCCUCCCUUGGCCUCUGGGAGAUCUGGGUGCAGCCUGCUGCUGGCCUCCUCCUCUCCUGUGGGCCCACCUCCUGGGAGGGCGAGGGGGCCUUGCUUCCAGUAGGCUGAAAACCCCAGAACCAGGACAUGAUUGAUGGCCGAGGCCUGCCCCUUCUCCCUGAGCCCCCUCCUUUCCUCUUGGGGGAUCUCAAGCUACCCCCGACACUAGGAGGGCUUGGGCCCUGCCAGCCCCUGCCCUCCCGUGGGCCUAGGUGGCUCUUUCGAGCUGCCUGGCCCUGCCUGCUCCCCAGCGCCUUGACCCUAACUCCCUUCACUUUCCUCUGCCCCCACCCCCCCUACCCCCGGCCACUUCCAGGAUCAGGAGGGAGACGAGGGGGCCUUUGUUGUCUCCUGUGCUGGUGGGAUUGGGCUGGGUUAGCUCCGGAGGUGGCCAGGAGGCAGGACAAGGGUGAGCCCACCCAUGCCCAGCACGGGUCCCCCACCGACCCCUGCUGCGUCUCUGGCCUGAACACAGGGAGUGUCUGACCCCUUACCCCACUCUCCAACCUGGCCCCUUCCUUCCCUGUGUCAGCUUCAGGAUGGCACCAGCUGUCUGGGCCUGGGACACUGCUGGGUGCCCCCUCCAAGGGUCUUGGGCAACCAGGCCUGGCCCCCCCUUGGGAUGGGGCACGGGGCUGGCCUGAGCUGGUGAGGCUGUCCAGUGGGUCCUGCCCUGUGCAGUGAGUUGGGAGGGUCUUCAGGGCCAUUUUUUCUUCUUGUGCCCUCCAAAUCCAAGUGUCUGACUGGAACCUGAGGAUGAGUGAAUAAAGGCGGGGUGGCAUUGGCUUG